UCGGAAGGCUUCGUUGAAGUUGCGCGAGAACGGACCAAAGAGCUGCUUCGGCCGCCGAAAACCGUGAUUGGAAGACUUUUCCCAGUUCACGUAGGACUAAGGAUCGAGAUGAAGAUUUUCUUCGCGGUCGCCCUGACCAUCCUCGUGUGCGAGGUUUCAGCCGACACUGCUUCUGGGGACCACACUUCGGAUGAUAGCAAGUUCGGCAAAUGGAGGAGUUGCCUUGCUUCGAAACUACCGGCCGACAAGCAGAAGGUCCAUGAAGACUGCUUCAAGAAGCCUGGUGGAACCGAUAUGAGCAAGUUCCGCAGAGGACUGAGCUGCGUGCUCGACAGCUACGGCGUUGUUAAGGAUCAUAAGAUCGACCAAGCGAAAAUGGCCUCCACCGCCACCUCGAUCACGUCCCCGGAAUUGAAAAAAGCCUUCACAGAAUGUCCCAAAGACGACAAGAACGUCUCCGAGGACCGAACCAUCAAGUGCGUUAUCGAUAAUCUGGAGACUACCUGUAAGCUUUCAACUUGAGCGAUAGAGUUCAUCGUGAGCUAUUUGAGAACCCAGAGGGAAUCACGAUCAAUUCUAUGGGGAUUAUGAAUUCUGAACCUGUAUGAGGACUUGCUAUCCGAGAAUAAAUUCCAACGUAUUUUCUUCUU
This is a messenger RNA of Galendromus occidentalis (western predatory mite), 650 nucleotides long. RefSeq lists its product as uncharacterized. The transcript is spliced from 4 exons. The record is from RefSeq and is a predicted model, not a curated record. Bases 109 to 522 code for a protein of 137 amino acids. NCBI's taxonomy places the organism in Eukaryota, Metazoa, Arthropoda, Arachnida, Mesostigmata, Phytoseiidae.